CUACAAGAAAACCUAAUCGCAGAACGGACACUGAAAGAUGGAAAGGACAUUAUCGUCUUUAAUAACUAUGCCAUUUGGCUAGUCAAGCUGUUGCAUUUUUGCUUCUUUUUCUUCUUCCUCAGUGUCAGAAAUAUUUUUCACAUCUCACCCAGCUUGAUGUUUCUGGUUUUCUUCUUCGGGUUUUUUAUCAUUUUUUCUUUUUUUUGCAUGAGUUGGUACAGCUGUUUCUGCUUUAUUAAGCGAGUAACAAACGAGGAGCUAAUCGAUGAAGAACUGAACCCCUCCGUGCUGAACGAUAUAAUUCCUCAGAUUUUCUUCUCCGUGUGCUCCUUUUUGUUGAUAAAC
Plasmodium cynomolgi strain B is the source of this 345-nucleotide messenger RNA. RefSeq lists its product as hypothetical. The transcript has 5 exons. The annotation marks the transcript as partial. NCBI's taxonomy places the organism in Eukaryota, Apicomplexa, Aconoidasida, Haemosporida, Plasmodiidae. The record is from RefSeq and is a predicted model, not a curated record.